Messenger RNA from Sesamum indicum (sesame), 1036 nucleotides. Its product is annotated as replication protein A 32 kDa subunit A. Gene Ontology annotation, molecular function: single-stranded DNA binding. Lineage: Eukaryota; Viridiplantae; Streptophyta; Magnoliopsida; Lamiales; Pedaliaceae. Gene Ontology annotation, cellular component: DNA replication factor A complex; chromosome, telomeric region; nucleus. The record is from RefSeq and is a predicted model, not a curated record. Gene Ontology annotation, biological process: DNA replication; nucleotide-excision repair; double-strand break repair via homologous recombination.
GCUUAAUACCUCAGUUCCUUGCAUUCUACCAACUUCCACGAACAGGCACACGCUCAUACACUCGCGCCAGCCACUAAGAGCGGAAAAAUGAUGUUCGAGAGCAGCCAAUUUGAGACGACGGCCGGCGGCGGCUUCGUCUCGUCUCAAUCCACCGAUCCGUCCCCGGCCUCCGCCAAGAGUCGGGACAACCAACCGAUGUAUCCAGUAACGGUGAAGCAAAUCAUUGAAGCGACUCCAUCGACGGACGACAAGCCCAAUUUCCUCAUCGAUGGAGUCGAUGUGUACAAUGUGAAAUUGAUCGGAAUGGUCUUUGACAAAUCGGAAAGGUUGACUGAUGUCUCCUUUGUGAUUGAUGAUGGUACUGGCCGUAUUGGCUGCCACAGAUGGGUAAAUGAUCCACAUGACACCAAUGAAGUGGAAGGAUUAAGAGAUGGAAUUUAUGUACGAAUCCAUGGGCAUUUGAGGAGCUUUCAGGGGAAAAAACAAUUAGUAGUAUAUGCAAUCAGGCCUGUGAAUGAUUACAAUGAGAUAGCAAACCAUUUUCUUGAAUGUAUACAUGCCCACUGCUGCAGUAGUAAAUUACAGGAACAGAACCGUGCCCCUGUUUCAGCUCCUUUGUCUAUCAAUGCUCCUAAUGGAUCCCACGCUGUCUCAUCUAGUCAAAUCUCUCAAGAGUACAACUUGGAUGGACUAGGGAGCAUUGAUAAGAUGGUUCUUGACUAUCUCCAACUACCUUCCUCCCUUGCACAGGAAAAGGGUGUACACCGGAAUGAAAUUGCACAAAAGCUGAAAAUUCCCCAGGAAAAGAUCCUAGAAGCCAUGGAGGCUCUUGAAUCAGAAGGACUGGUCUAUUCAACAAUUGAUGAAUUUCACUACAAGUCUACUGCCUCUUAAGAGGGGAUUUGAUUUCUGGAUCAUGUAUCAACAACUCUUCUACCAUACAGUACCGAAUUAGAAUCUCACUAAUUACUCUCCCUCCUACAUAUGUUUUGUUGUUAACGUGGGAUUUUAGAAUAUCACAAGGUACCUUUCUUUA